AUGGGAGAUCCUCGUCCGCCUGCCCCCCAAAUCCCUCCUCCGCUGCCGCACCGUCUGCAGCGCCUGGCGCCGCGCCACCUCCGCCCGCAACUUCCUCCUCGCCACCACGCCCGCCAGCCAGCCCUUCCCAUCGUCUCCGGCUACGGUUACGGCGGCCACUACUGCCACCGAGACAUCAUCACCUUCGACCAACGGGCUGCCGACGCCCAGCUCCAACACGUCAUCCAGCUUGACGUCGAGGGGUUCUGCCGUCUGGAGGCCUCCUGCGACGGCCUCCUCCUCCUCUCCUGUGACACGCCUGACGUCUCCUGCCUCUACAUCUACAACCCGGCCACUCGUCAGUAUACUACAGUGCCGGUGCUGCGUGACUCAUUCAUGGUCUUAGGAAUGUACUGGCACCGCCCUACUGGCGAGUACCGGGUACUACUUAUGUAUGAAAAGGAAAUCAGGCUCCGUCCAUUCAUCGUCCUCCUGGAACAUGAUACCUGCUGUAUCUUCACAUUGGGCUCCAUCCAGCCGCCCCGGAAUAUCGGGCGUCCGCCCGAGGCGGAGCAAGUGUGUUCACGCGGUGGGGUGGCUCUCAUGUUCCGUGGCAGCCUGCAUUGGCACAUAGACCAAAAUGAGACUGAAAGCAACAUGAUAGUGGUAUUCGACACCACAACUGAGUCGUUCAAGCAAAUGCAUGCUCCAGUGGCAUUGCGGCAAGCUAAACUGUUUGAGAUGGAUGGCGUGCUCGGCAUGUUCGGUCGUAAUGAUGUUGGUGCUAUCAUCAAUAUAUGGGAAUUGCAGGACUAUGAAAACCAGGUCUGGACCUUCAAGUGCAAGAUUAAAUUACCGGUUAAUGAGAUCAUGGUGCUAUGUCGAAAUAUCAACAGUUCUUGGCAUGCGGUGGUCAUGCCUGGGGAUGGUGAGUUGCUCGUGCUAGUCCAGUACGCCGAGUGGCUACUUCAGCUUGACAUGGAUGGCAAGUUGGUUGCCAGCUUUCAUCAACGGGAAGUCACUCCCACUCAACUGCAGCUCAAACAAACUCUUGUCCCACAUACUUUCUUUCCAGAUGGUUAUGUUGUGAAUGCAGUGCCUCAGAUCUGA
Messenger RNA from Triticum turgidum subsp. durum (durum wheat), 1089 nucleotides. NCBI's taxonomy places the organism in Eukaryota, Viridiplantae, Streptophyta, Magnoliopsida, Poales, Poaceae. The record is from the annotation of a GenBank genome assembly.